Fonsecaea nubica is the source of this 678-nucleotide messenger RNA. RefSeq lists its product as hypothetical. The record is from RefSeq and is a predicted model, not a curated record. NCBI's taxonomy places the organism in Eukaryota, Fungi, Ascomycota, Eurotiomycetes, Chaetothyriales, Herpotrichiellaceae. The transcript has a single exon. Bases 1 to 678 code for a protein of 225 amino acids.
AUGAAUCAAAUCACAGUCAAAGAUGAGUCCGGCGCUGUCGCAAGUGAGAGGAGGUUGUCUCCAAGCUCGCCCGGCACUGGAUCAGCAGGCUUCGCUCGCCACAUCGAGACGCAGGAUGAAUGGCCGUCCAGUCGAGAUUUCGCCCAGAGAUAUAGUCGGUACGACACACAGGGCUUCUUGGUCGAUUUCGAACAUACAACCGCAUACACGCUACCCAGGAAGGCACCCGUGCCUCCCCGUCCCAGCACACCAAUCUCACCGUCCGGUCUCACCAGCAUCACUCUUAUCGACCAGUCGUCUUCGCAAUCGGUGCCACUGAUUGCGAUACCAUACGAGUCUACAUCUGAGGCAGACUCCCAACCACACGCAAGACCUCAGAUCAGGUUCAGCGACACGUACCGGAAGUGGUGGUUGCAGCAAUAUUCCCGGCCGGAGCCACUGGUGCGGCUUGCGUCUAGGACUUCAGCUCAGGGAAGCCGGCAAGGUUUCUGGCUCGCUCGAGGUACACUGAAAGGGUGUGACGAGGUGAUGAUGCAGCAAGGCCCCGGGUAUUGGUUGGCAAGGGCGACAAUGAAGGACGCUAAGCAGGACGGCGAGGCAGGGAGCGCUGACAUACCCUCUCGGUUCUGGGGUCGUGUCGUCGACAAGGUACGAAGAAUCAGCGGCGAAGAGAAAUGA